GUGUAGGGCGGGGCGAUGACGAGAGGGUAGCAACAGUUGCCCGGGUGAAGGCAAGGCGCCAUAGUCACGGUAGUCCUAGCGACAAGAACCAAGCAACGGGAGUCAACAACAACAACCUAAAUAUAAGGGGAAACAACUUCAACGACUAAAAAGGACAAUAUUGGGACAAACUAGAGAACUAGCGCCUCAAAGCAUUGGUUGCCAUGGCAACUUCUGGAUACUCAGAGGACCUUCAGCCUCAGCAGGCCAAUGCAGUAACCAUAGCAACACCUUCUGCUACCACACCCUCAUCCGCAAAGACGGCACACUUCCUGUCCGAGAUCCCACCAACCUCUGGAGCCAUUGCAUCGGCUAACCAAUCAGCCACUGUCUCAAAAACAGGACAGGAUGCACUUUGUUCUCAAGCGCCGCCCAACAGCCAGAAGGCAGUGGUUCUGACGACUCCCACGCAGCACUAUGUAACCCAAGAAAUCCAGCACUCUGGGGUCCAGAAAAGUAAUGGUCAGAGCAACUCGCCCCAGUACAUCAUAGUAACUGUUACAGAGGGCUCAGUUCACUCCAAUGACAGCCUGUCAGACUCUAGCCCACCUGCCACUGCUGUUCCUACUCAGGUGGUCCAACCAGUGCAGACCACCCAACAGAGGUCAGUGUUACAAGCGGUGUCGCAGGCAGCCAAGAGGAUUCAGAUCAACAACCUACAGUCUGUGGACAUUAACCAGGAGGUGGAGCAUGUGUACUCUGGCCAGGUGCAGUAUGUGGACGGAGGAGGAGACGCGACUUUUACCACGUCCUCCAUUCGAUCGAGCAACUACCCUUUCUCCGACUCGCCCCUCUACUCCCAGACCCCUCCCUCCUCCUCCUCCUACUACGAGGCCACACCCAGCUCUGAGGCAGACAUCACUGCCUCUGUGACCUCGCAGCCAGUUUCUGUGGCAACAGCGGGAGCCAAUAGUGGGGGAGCGGCUGCGGGCGGAGGGGGCUAUGUCAUUCAAGGAGGUUAUGUGUUAGGAGGAGCAGCAGCAGGUGGAGGAGGACAGAGUUACUCCAGCCCUAACUCUCGUGCCCCACCCGCUACUGUGCAGUGGCUGUGUGAUAACUACGAGGGGGCGGAGGGGGUGAGUUUACCUCGCUGCACCCUCUACUACCACUACCUGCUGCACUGCCAGGAGCAGAAACUAGAACCUGUUAAUGCAGCAUCCUUCGGCAAACUCAUCAGGUCCGUCUUCAUGGGGCUACGUACACGGAGAUUAGGGACCAGAGGGAACUCUAAGUACCACUACUAUGGACUGAGGAUCAAAUCUGGUUCCCCGCUGCUCAGACUGAUGGAUGAACAGCAGCACAUGGCGAUGAGGCAGCAGCCUUUCUCACAGAAAAACAGGAUAAAGCCACUUCAGAAGUCACAGGGGAUCACCAAUGGGACAUCAGGUGGGAUGGGUCAGCAGCAGGCGGCGGCACUAUGUGAUAUUUCGGCGCAGGUGCAACAGUACCAGCAGUUUCUGGAGGCAUCAAGGCCGCUGCCAGACUUUGUGGACAUUGAUCUGCAAGAUGGAACCCUGCCCGAUGGGAUCCUUUUAGAACACCUCAAGGCCUUUCAGACUCUCUACAGAGAACACUGUGAGGCCAUUCUGGACGUGAUGGUCAACCUUCAGUUCACUCUCGUGGAGACACUUUGGAAAUCCUUCUGGCGGUUCAGCCAGAGCAGUGACACCGAGUCACUCAACCUGCACAAUGAGUCUGAGAAGCGUCUGCCCAAAUCGUGCCUGGUGGUGCUGUGUAAGUAUGAGCCAGUGCUGCGCUGGACCAAAGAGUGCGACAACCUGCUCUACCAGACUCUGGUGGAGAUCCUCAUCCCUGAUGUACUGAGACCCAUCCCCAGUGCCUUAACUCAGGCCAUCCGCAACUUUGCCAAGAGUCUGGAGAACUGGUUGACAGGCGCCAUGAUGAACAUCCCAGAAGAGAUGGUUCGCAUAAAGGUGCUGUGUGUGGGCUCCUUCUCCCAGACGCUGCGCCGCUAUACCAGCCUGAACCACCUUGCCCAGGCAGCCCGCGCCGUCCUCCAGAACUCCGCCCAGAUCAACCAAAUGCUCUCAGACCUCAACAGGGUUGAUUUUACUAAUGUUCAGGAGCAGGCAUCCUGGGUAUGUCAGUGUGAAGACCGUGUGGUACAGCGGCUGGAGCAAGACUUUAAAAUGACCCUGCAGCAGCAAAACUCUCUGGAGCAGUGGGCUACCUGGCUGGAUGGUGUUGUCUCUGAGGCCCUGAAGCCCUACGAACACAGCCCUGUUGUGCUACCAAAGGCUGCAAAGGUUUUCCUGCUCAACUGGUCCUUCUAUAGCUCUAUGGUAAUCCGGGACCUGACUUUGCGCAGUGCUGCCAGCUUUGGCUCCUUUCACCUGAUCCGCUUGCUGUAUGAUGAGUAUAUGUACUACCUGAUAGAACACAGGGUGGCCCAGGCUAAAGGAGUGACACCCAUUGCGGUCAUGGGAGAAUUUGCCAGCACUGUCAAGAGCCGAAUCUCUCCGGACCUGGAGAAAGAAGAAGAAGAGGAUGACGAGGAAGAGGAGAGCGAGGACGAGGGGGGAGAUCUCGUGCUGCAGUCCAGCUCUCUGAGAGCGGUCGAUGACGAGAAGGACUCGAUGGAGCCGCCCACCAAGCUGCCCAGGACCACUUUCAAUCUGCACUCUCUGACCGACAGCACCCCAUCUUAGCCGCUCAUUUGUAUAGUUAUCACACACACACACACACACACACACACACACACACACACACACAUAUUUUGCUUUAAGUUUAACAUCAUGUCAUACCAUUCUGUCACCCUGUUUGGCCUUCCGUUUUGCAAACAGAUAAUGUUUGCUGUCGUGUGUGUGUGUGUGUGUGUGUGUGUGUGUGUGUGUGUGUGUGUGUGCGUGCGCGUGCAAGUAUGUGAGAAAGUAGGAGAGCCCUUUGCCAUUAUUUUUCUCUUUGCCUUUAUCUGAUAUUUUACAGUCCUUCUCUCGUUCCCUGUGCCUUCCCUGUUUGUCCAGUGUCAAGAUGCCAGUAGCCACCUCUGUCCAGUCUCAACUAUAUUGUAUACAAUAUAUAUUAAUAUGUACAGAUGGGUGACAAAUUAAAGGAAAAACCUGAAUAUACAGUAUGAGUGAGGAUGCAGAUGCUUCCAGAGAGGUGCGCUGCAUGGUACAAUUAAGCAAAUAACAUCCAAUCAUGCUCUGUGGCAUGUAUAAAAAUGCUGAGCAGGCCCAGUUGAUUCUGAUUUUGUAUCAAGAUGGCAAGAGGAAAAGAUCUGAAGAGUUGUAACUCAGUUUUUUUUUUUUUUUAACAUGCACAUGAAAAUGAUGUCAAUGAUAUGCUAUGGCCUUCACAGUCACCAGAUCUCAACCCAAUUAAAAAAACCUAUGGGAGAUUUUGGAGCGACAUAUUAGACAUCAGAAUGAGGCAAAAUCUUUUGGAAGAAUGUUUUUCAUCCCUCCAGUAAAGUUCCAGAGACGUGUAAUCAAUGCCAACACCUUACUAAGACACUUUGUUGUUUUUUCCUUUUAGUUGGUCACCUGUCUGUAUAUUCUUGAUUCCCUCUUGCCCCGCCUUAACCGCUGACCUGAUUGCUGAGGAGAGAUGAGAAGACUCCAAGUGUUCUUCGUACUCUAAACUCAAAAAUAUCUCGUACCUUGCCUUUAAGCGAUGACUAUGCAGGGCACUGUCUGAAAUAUACAAUGUUUUAAUCUCAGAGUAGCAUCUGGAAUGAUACUGCACCAUGGAUUUUGUUGGCACAUGGAUGUUGAUUGACAGAUAUGUGGAUGCCAUAUUUGACUUCAUUUCAUUUAUUAAUUUGGCCAAUUAACUGAUACCCUGUGCCUUUGAGAGAUUUCUAGCCUAAAGAAAGCUUAUAUUCUAUAUAUUCUGUAUCGUGGAUUAAUAAAUGAAAGUCCUGUGAAGUAGUCUUGGUGUUGUCAUGAACUUUUACUAGCUGUGACAAAAAAAAUGUAAAUGGUGACAGUCAAGCCUUGUGAUGAUUUUGCCCAGUUUGCUGUUCAUCCAUCCAUCCAUUCAUUCUUUCAAGAUAAUUUCUUUUACACACACAAUUUAGACACCACCAGACACUUCAUAGAUGCAGUGCAAGUUGAAUGGGCCACAGGAUAAGAUCAAAGCUUCUCCCACCCAAUCAGCAGCACUUUCUACACUGUAUCCAUGGCGACCUUUGUGCCAGCUAGAUGUACCAGCUACAGCUAUCUCAAAGUUUUUGUAGUGUAAAAGUAAUGUGUAUUUUCUGGGUAUCAAUGUUGAACAUUUUGUAAAUGACCUAUAUUAUGUACCUUUGGUGAACCUUGUCACAUAUCCAAACUAUUUGUAUGUUGUUUAACCAUUGUUGCCUUAAGAAAUAUGUUGUGCUACGUCCACUAUCCAGAUGAUUGAACUAUAUUUUUUAUUGUAAUGACGGACCAAGCAUGUGAAUAUGGUGACUUUCUAGAUGGACCCUUUCCAAAGAGCACAUGCUCAACCAGCAGCUUCUCACAUGGCAUGAGCAGAUGUUGAUUUUAUGAAGUGUUGGGACUGUCCUCCUUCAGGAUGACUACCGACUACAAAGAUCCCACCAAAGAGCACUAAAUAGAAAACAAGAGUAUAUUUACAUUUAUGCAUAUGGUGAGGACAAACAACAAAAUAAAAUCAACUGCUAACUGCGAUGUUACUAUUAUAAAAUUGUGACUUGGAUUUUGUCCUUGGCUAGUGCUGCUGAACCUUUUCUAAAUGAGGUCCUCUUGAUGUUAUUCUGAAGACCUUUGUACUUAAAUCUGUGAUCGUUUGUAGCUUUAUUCUCACUGUUAACUAAAAGGAUCUGAUUACUCUUAAAA
Molecule: messenger RNA, 4844 nt
Organism: Sander lucioperca (pikeperch)
Lineage: Eukaryota; Metazoa; Chordata; Actinopteri; Perciformes; Percidae
Gene: rfx1b
Product: regulatory factor X, 1b (influences HLA class II expression)
Exons: 18
Coding region: 204-2708 (834 amino acids)
Biological process (GO): regulation of transcription by RNA polymerase II
Cellular component (GO): nucleus
Molecular function (GO): RNA polymerase II cis-regulatory region sequence-specific DNA binding; DNA-binding transcription factor activity, RNA polymerase II-specific
Source: RefSeq, a predicted model, not a curated record